AUUUAUUUGUCUAUGACUAGUCCCCGACUAGGCGUCCGCCUAGCCGCCUAGGCGCUAGGCGCUGGGCUGACGCCUUUUAGAACAUUGGACUCACUCAGUGUCUCAAAAAAUCAGGUUCACUCACUCACCUAAAUUACUUAUCAAAGUGCAUUGAAAUUACUCUCUAUUGUCUAAAGGGGAAAAGGACGUAUAUACCCCUGCACUAUAGGGCUGGGAACAUAUAUACCCUUGUUAAAAAUUUUGGAACAAAAAACUGAUAAAACUAAAAAUAGGGUACACAUCUACCCCUGCUCACGUUUUAAGACAUUCCCGUCAGGCCCAAACUAACCUAACGUUAAUUUCUAUCCUUUAGUUCUUCCCGCCUUCUCCAUGUUCUUAGCGCAACCGCAAACCCUUGGUAGAGAAGAGGAAGAUGAAACAUGAGUAUCCUAAAUCACUGUACUGAGAAACAACAGAGGAUAGACUGAAAUACUAUUUUUAGUAUGGAUUGUGAACUCCUUGUUGGUGAAGGAGGAGACCUUAUUCCCUUAGAAUGGGAAGAAAUUGAUAACCUUCUAGACUUGGGCACUAGAGAAUCAGAAAAUAUAUAUAUACUAGGCCAAGAGGCUAAAGGUCAAAUUCUAGCAGCAGUAGGAAGAGAUGGUAAUGAUCAAAUGUACCCUAUUGCUUGGGCAGUGGUUGGGAAAGAAAACAAGGACAACUGGAAAUGGUUUAUAUUCUGGCAUGCUCAAGAACUUCAUUUAGGUGAUGGGUCCAAGAUCACCCUCAUAUCUGACAUGCAAAAGGGUCUAAUUGAUGCAGUCAAAAUUGUGCUACCUAUUGCUGAGCAUAGAUUCUGUGCAAGACACAUUUUGGCCAAUUGGGGUAAGAGGUGGCAUGGGGAAGAACUGAAAAAAAGAUUUUGGAUUUGUGCUUGGUCAGAAUUUGAAGAGGAAUUUAAAUAUAAUUUAUCCAAACUUGGUGAGGUUUGCAAGAGUGCUGCUGAGGACUUGAUGAGGUAUAAUCCUCAAUAUUGGUGCAGGGCAUAUUUCAGUGCUAGGUGCAAGUCCUUUAUUGUUGAUAACAACACAACUGAAAGCUUCAAUUCCUGGAUUAUAGAUGCUAGGCACAAACCUAUAGUUUCUAUGUUAGAAGAUAUUAAAGUGUUAUGUAUGACAAGAAUUAAGGACAAUAAAGAUGCUAUAAAAAAUUGGUUCAAUGAUUGGUCCCCAAGAGGUGGAUAAAGCGCAAUGCAAAUGUUGGCCGUUAACAAAGAGGUGGGAAGUGGUUGCAGGAUUAUAUUUAAUGGAGAAGAAGGGUAUGAGAUAGGAGAGGGGGAUGAUAAGCACAUUCUCAAACUUGAUAGGCAGCAGUGCUCUUGCAGAUCUUGGGAAUUAACCGGCAUCCCUUGUCCGCAUGCCUGUUGUGCCAUGUUUCAUAGCAAGCUGGACCCCUUGAAUGUAUUAGAGAAGUUGUAUCACAAACAUACCUAUCUUAAAUCCUAUGAAUUCCCACUAUAACCAGUUCAAAGGAAAAAGUUCAUGCGAUGUGAAGAAUUCUUUCCAAUUCUCCCUCCACCAUUUACUAAAUUGCCUGGAAGACCUCAGAAGAAAAGAAUGAGGGGGAAAAGUGAGCCACUAGGAACUUCUUCAACAAAAAUGACCACAAAAGGAAAAAAGCUAACUUGUAGUUUGUUUUGUGGUGCUGGUCAUAACAAUAGGACUUGUCCAAAUAAAAAUCAAGUAUACCUCAUGUAUAUAUGUAUAUAUAUAUGUAUACAAGGGGCAUAUUAUAUAUCAACUAUUAAAUAAAGUGUUUCUAUUUUACAGGAUCAAACCCGUCCAGGUUCAUCUACAGCAGAUGCUGCUGCUCCUACACCUAUUUCAGUUCCUACUCGAUCAGUUAGACCUUCCAAUUCUUCAACUCAAACCACUGGAUUUGGAGUAUUUAUAGAUCUCAACACUGGAAUGCAAACACUCAAUCCAGGUAUGUCAAGCAAAAUUGUCAUAUCACGAGGUACACCCCUAUUGCAGACAAUAGUAUGUGAUGAUCCUAAUGUGGUGACAAGGUUUCCACUCCCUAAGGAAAAGGCUUUGAGGAAGAAAAAAGCCAAACAACCAACUGGGGUGCAAUUAAGAGAAAUUCAGCUUUGCGGAAAUGGUGCUGAUGUUAGGGCACCUUCCCAAUUACCAUUUCAGGUUCCAGGAAUGCAAUUUAGGGGAAAACCUGUAAUAAUUAAAAAGUAUUUACAACAAUAAAGAGACAAGAAAGCUGCACAGUUGAUAAAUACUCCUAAGAUCUAUGAAUACUCCUAAGAUCUAGAUUGAGUAGUUUAGAGUUGAAGUACUAUGUAAUCUUAUUUUGCAUACUGGAUCAAAACUCCUCUUGGCCAUUGUUUUUGCUAUGCUUUUUUUUAUUAGGGUCCAGUUGUUAUGCC
Cuscuta epithymum is the source of this 2416-nucleotide messenger RNA. NCBI's taxonomy places the organism in Eukaryota, Viridiplantae, Streptophyta, Magnoliopsida, Solanales, Convolvulaceae. The record is from the annotation of a GenBank genome assembly.